GGCCAAGCACAAUCCACUGAAAACCUCUGCAAAUCUAUUUUAAAAUGCAUUUUUUUCAUCUAUAUUUGUCUCAGAAGACACCAGCUUGAUAAACAGAGUACAACCUGUUAUUUAUUCUCCUCAGAACACCAGUUUGAAUCUAAUAUUUCCUGUCGUCCUGCUUUAAUAUUUCCUGGAAAUCCUCAGUUUGUUCUUAUUUCUAACUAUCUCCGUGUUAAAUAUGCUGUUUUUGUCAUAUUGCCUGGAUUUGAUUCCCAAAACAACAACAUUUGGAUGAAACAGAGAGAAAGUGGAGGUGGAUGUGUGUGUGUGUGUGUGUGUGUUAUCUCCUGCAGGGCCAUGGAGCAGAGCUGACCCCUCGGCUUCCUGUUUCCUUGUCACAUUUCACUUCUUUAGGCUUUUUCCUUUUCUGCACAUUUCAACUCGUCAGCUUCAGUCGCUCCACUUAUAAACCUAUAUAUUAUAUAGAAAGGAAAUGGCAACAUUUUCUCCUUUUUCCCAUUUUUUACUUGUGUCUUUUGCAGCUUUUCUGCUCCAGUCUGAAUCCAGUCUCAGUAAAGUCCCUCAAAGUGGUGGAGCUGCAGGAGUUUUCCUGCUGAUCGAAGGAGGAAAAUACACGUUUAACUUCAGCGCCGGCAGAGACGCCUGUUUCUAUCUGAACCUCAGCAUCGCAUCCAGAGACCAGAUGGAGCGAGCGCUGCAGCGAGGACUGGAGACCUGCAAAUUUGGCUGGAUAGCAGAACAGAUCGCAGUCAUCCCGCGACUCACAGCCGACAAAAACUGUGGAAAGAGUAAAACGGGCGUGGUGACGUGGGCGGCAGGCCUUCAGCAGAAGUUUGGUGUCUACUGCUUCAAUGCAUCAGAUUUAGAGGAAAGCAGCUCCACAGCGAGCCCACAGAGCUCCACCCUGACUGCAGCGACUCAAACAUCAACAGCAGCUGCAACAUCGAUCAGAUCGACAACGUUUCCACCUUCAAAGACGACUAAAACACCUGAGCGGACGUCUUUCACCUCAGCUUUUAAUCUUCUGAUCAGGACGACACGUUCAACAAGGAUUUCCACCUCUACCUCCCCGACUCAGAAGUCUUUCUCCACUUAUAUUCCCACUUCUCCUUCUCACUUUCCCACCUCAAAAUCUGUCGCCAGUUUCACCGUUUCUCCGUCUCCUCACACCUCCAGUUUCUCUGUUUCCUCUGAGUCAGAGGCGCCUCGGCCCACCGGCUCCACCAAACCUCCUCUGGGAGAUGUCCCGACAGCUCUCAUCAUCCUGUCUGUCAUCCUGCUGCUGCUGACGGCCGCCGGAGUCGUCUGGUACUACAAACUGAAUAUUUUCACCUUCUGCUUGGUGGCGCAGCAGAAGGACGAGACAGAAACGGAGAUGUGGAAGCAGGCAGACAGCGAGACGGAGCUGCAGGACGGCGAGGAGGAGGAGCCGGACAGGAAGUACUCCAGUGACAUCACGCUGUGUGUGAACCCAGACAUCAAAACAAACUAGUUUUAUGAAACAUCUGUGUACAGUUUUCUAAAGUGGACGGCCACCAGGCGACCCUAUAAACAUUAGCAAAUGUGUUAAAUACUUCUCUAUAAACUCCUCAGUGGCAUUGUAAAUCCAACCAUGCAUUUUACAUCUUUUUUUCUGCUUUUAAGGUUAAAAUUUAGGUUUUAUUCAGUGUGUGUGAGCAUGUCAUUUACCCCAAGUAUCUUCUUUAUAAUUGUAUAAUAAAUGCACUUAGUUUUUGGUGAAAUUGCUAUAAAAUGUGAAGUUUGUUAGCAGCAUAAUGUCCAAAUAUUAGAAAAAUCACUGUAAGGAAAUAACAUUUUUAACAAGAUAAGUCAGUCAAUAAUUUACCCAUACAAUUAUAAAUAUCAGAAUAAUGUUUCUAUUUAAUUAAACAACAUUCUGUGCAAUGGUUGAAUUAUUAUGACACUUUAUAUUUCUGCUCCAUUAUAUUUAGCUGACAGCUUUAGUUACUUUCUGAUCGAAAUUUAACAUAAAACCAUUUAAAAUUAUUAUGCAUUUUUAUUAUAAAACCACAUAACAGUAUAUUGAGUACUUUAACCUUUAAAAAAAUAAAAUGCUGCUUACAUAAAUGCAUCAAUAAUAAUAAUAAUCCAAUAAUAUAUUUUGAACAUAUGAAACAAUCUGAGUGGGUUCAUUCUGCAUGACAAGAACUUUUACUUUUGAUACUUUAAGUACAUUUUCUGAUACUUUUGUACUUUUACUUCAGUAAGUUUUGAAUGCAGGACUUU
Molecule: messenger RNA, 2250 nt
Organism: Centropristis striata (black sea bass)
Lineage: Eukaryota; Metazoa; Chordata; Actinopteri; Perciformes; Serranidae
Gene: lyve1b
Product: lymphatic vessel endothelial hyaluronic receptor 1b
Exons: 6
Coding region: 476-1495 (339 amino acids)
Biological process (GO): cell adhesion
Cellular component (GO): plasma membrane
Molecular function (GO): transmembrane signaling receptor activity; hyaluronic acid binding
Source: RefSeq, a predicted model, not a curated record